CCCUUCAUCUCCCCAAUUCGGAAUUACAUCUCGCUCGUACUGUGUGUUCUCAAUCGUCGGGUGAUUCGAUCGUUCGUUUGAUUUGUGGAGAAGGAGGUAAUCGGAAUCAAUGGCGGAGGAGACGGAGACGUUUGCCUUCCAGGCGGAGAUUAACCAGCUUCUCAGCUUGAUCAUCAACACUUUCUACAGCAACAAAGAGAUUUUUCUUCGUGAACUCAUCAGCAAUGCCUCUGAUGCUCUGGACAAAAUCCGAUUUGAGAGUUUAACCGAUAAGAGCAAGCUUGAGGCUCAGCCGGAGCUUUUCAUCAGGAUUGUCCCUGACAAAGCUAGCAAAACCCUUUCAAUUAUUGAUAGUGGCAUCGGCAUGACUAAAGCAGAUCUGGUGAAUAAUUUGGGGACAAUUGCAAGAUCGGGAACAAAGGAAUUCAUGGAAGCAUUGCAGGCGGGUGCCGAUGUGAGCAUGAUUGGUCAAUUUGGAGUUGGUUUUUACUCAGCUUACCUCGUGGCAGAGAAAGUGAUUGUGACAACAAAACACAACGAUGAUGAGCAGUAUGUAUGGGAGUCCCAGGCUGGUGGGUCUUUCACAGUCACCAGGGAUGUGACUGGUGAGCCUCUGGGUAGAGGAACCAAGAUCACCCUCUUCCUUAAGGAAGACCAGUUGGAGUACUUGGAGGAGAGGAGAUUGAAGGACCUUGUGAAGAAGCACUCUGAGUUCAUCAGCUAUCCUAUCUACCUAUGGAUUGAGAAGACUACCGAGAAGGAGAUCAGUGAUGAUGAAGAUGAGGACACCAAGAAGGAAAAGGAAGGAGAUGUGGAGGACGUGGAUGAAGACAAAGAGAAGUCCAAGAAGAAGAAGGUUAAGGAGGUGACCCAGGAGUGGCAACAAAUCAACAAACAAAAACCUAUUUGGUUGAGAAAGCCUGAGGAGAUCACUAAGGAGGAAUAUGCCUCUUUCUAUAAGAGUCUUUCAAAUGACUGGGAGGACCACCUUGCUGUGAAGCACUUUUCUGUAGAGGGGCAGCUUGAGUUUAAGGCCAUCCUCUUUGUACCUAAGAGAGCUCCUUUUGACCUCUUUGACACUAGGAAGAAGAUGAACAACAUUAAGCUCUAUGUGAGGAGGGUUUUUAUCAUGGACAACUGUGAAGAACUGAUUCCAGAGUAUUUGGGAUAUGUGAAGGGUGUUGUGGACUCAGAUGAUUUGCCACUAAACAUUUCACGAGAGACGCUGCAACAGAAUAAGAUUCUGAAGGUGAUCAGGAAGAACCUGGUGAAGAAAUGCAUCGAGAUGUUCUUUGAGAUUGCUGAAAAUAAAGAAGACUAUGCCAAGUUCUAUGAAGCCUUCUCUAAGAACAUCAAGUUGGGCAUUCAUGAGGAUAGUCAGAACAGGGCUAAGCUUGCUGACUUGCUUAGGUACUACUCUACCAAGAGUGGGGAUGAGAUGACCAGCUUGAAGGACUAUGUCACCAGGAUGAAGGAAGGCCAGAAAGAUAUUUACUACAUCACUGGUGAAAGCAAGAAAGCUGUUGAGAACUCACCAUUCCUUGAGAGGCUAAAAAGAAAGGGUUAUGAGGUGCUUUUCAUGACUGAUGCCAUUGAUGAGUAUGCUGUUGGGCAAUUGAAGGAGUACGAUGGCAAGAAGCUGGUCUCUGCAACUAAAGAAGGGCUUAAACUUGAAGAAGAUUCAGAGGAAGAGAAGAAGAGAAAGGAAGAGAAGAAGAAGUCAUUUGAGAAUCUGUGCAAGACAAUGAAGGAGAUUCUUGGUGACAAGGUUGAGAAGGUGGUUGUGUCUGACAGAAUUGUGGACUCUCCUUGCUGCUUGGUCACUGGAGAGUAUGGAUGGACAGCUAACAUGGAGAGAAUCAUGAAAGCCCAGGCCCUUAGAGACAAUAGCAUGAGCGCAUACAUGUCAAGCAAGAAGACUAUGGAAAUUAACCCUGACAAUGGCAUAAUGGAGGAACUCAGGAAGAGGGCUGAAGCAGACAAGAAUGACAAGUCAGUGAAGGACCUGGUGCUGCUGCUCUAUGAGACUGCUCUCUUGACUUCUGGGUUCAGCCUGGAUGAUCCCAACACCUUUGCAGCAAGGAUCCAUAGGAUGCUAAAACUGGGUUUGAGCAUUGAGGAAGAUGAGACUGUGGGUGAGGAUGUUGAUAUGCCUGCUUUAGAGGAAGAAGGUAAUGAGGAAAGCAAAAUGGAAGAGGUGGACUGAAGGGAGAAAGAUGACAUCCAGAUGAUCAAGAAAGGGGAAUAAACAUUAUGUUUUUGUUUAUGGAAUGUGAAGUGUUUUUUGGGUUUUGGUUGUGUGAAUUUAGUUUAGGUUUAAGGUUUCUUGUUAAUUUCAUGAAGAUUAUGUAAAUUCAGCUACAACUUUUUGGGCUUUCUGACAUAGGGUAAAUUUUUGUUAAUUGUUGUUGUGUGAAUAUGUACACAUAUUUCCUCUUAAUAUUUCUGGGUUUUGAGUUUGUCUAACUUUUAUUUGAUUCAUGAGUGUAUUAGGUAAGCCUUUGUUUGGAGGGAAAUGUAAAUGCAAAAACUAUAACCUUGUUGUAUUUGAAGGA
Molecule: messenger RNA, 2555 nt
Organism: Rubroshorea leprosula
Lineage: Eukaryota; Viridiplantae; Streptophyta; Magnoliopsida; Malvales; Dipterocarpaceae
Source: the annotation of a GenBank genome assembly